AUGUCUAAAUCAGAUGCUUUCUCAGUUUCGGCAGCGAAAGCUUUUUUUGAAGCAGCUAAACGACCUGAGGUUCAAAAGGCUGCUAUGGCAGCAGCCAAGAAUCCUGUUAUACGUAAUGCAGCUAUAAAUGCGGCCAAAAACCCUGAAACACGAAACCAAAUGUUGGGAUUAAUAGGAGAUUCAAAAAAGCCAACACCACCUCCUAAACAGUCUGAAAGUAAACCUGCACCACCACCUCAUAGGCCAGCUCCCAAAGAUUAUGCAAGCAAGCCAGUUCCUCCACUACCACAAAGCUCAAGUGUAAAACCAUACUCGUCCGGUACGAGCUAUACAGCACCCAGUGCUGGAGUUUCUUCAAUAGUCUCUGAAUUACAAAGUUUACAAUUAAGAAAGCCUGGCGAUUUUUCUUCCAAUUUGUGUACACCCUCUCAGUUGAAGCCUCUUAGACCUCUAAAUGUAGAAUCUCCACGUCCAGCACCAUCGUCGGCUGCUCCGGUAGCAGUUCUUCCAGCAGGUCCUACAAGACCACCUCUUCCAAAACCUUCAGUGUCGAGUAACUCCAACUACACUUCGGGUCCGCAUGCUUAUGUAUCAUAUCAGUUUACGAGUACUCAUUUUGAUGAAUUAUCUAGCGAAAUUGGGGAUCUGAUUGUUUUGAAACGAGAAGUCGAUGAACAAUGGAUAUAUGGAUUAAAUACAAGAACCACCAAGCACGGAAUCAUUCCAUUGAACUAUUUAGAUAUCAAAGUCCCACUUACCACCUCAUCUUCAUCUCAUGCUCCUUCAUAUUCUACUCCAAGCUUUAGUGCCCCACAGAACAUGGCUAUGGCCUUGUAUGAUUACUCUUCCUAUGAUGCUCAAGAUUUGCAGUUCAGAGCAAAUGAUCAAAUUAAGUUAGUUGAAUGGGUUAAUACAGAUUGGCUACGCGGAGAAUUGCAUGGACGAUCAGGCAUUUUCCCAGCUAAUUUCGUAUCCUGUCCUACUUUACAUGCUGUUCCUUACAGUUCUUCCUAUUCAGCUCCAAGCAAUGUCCCUCUCACAACCAUGUACGCAGCUUAUGAUUAUUAUUCAGGUGUUGCCGAUGAUUUAGUUUUCAAAGCUGGUGAUACAGUUGCCAUCUUAGAAUAUGUUGGUUCUGAUUGGAUAAAGGGUUCGUGCAAUGGAUGUGUUGGCUUAGCCCCUAUGACAUAUUUAACCUCCACGCUAAAUAAGAAGAGUCCAACAGGCUUAGCCGCAAUUUCAUCGCUUGGUCAUCAGGCUAAGCAGUUGGCAACUGUAAUUGAAGAUCAUGAAACGAAUGAUCCAUCCAACCUAUAUGUAUCUAAAGGAGAUCGAAUCAUAAUUGUGGAAACUGUCGAUGAAUAUCUUUAUACAGCCAAGCUAGAGGAAUUCAAAUCGCUGCCUGCCGGGUUGAUUCCCAAGCGUAAGGUGGUACUUGAUUAA
Molecule: messenger RNA, 1443 nt
Organism: Auanema sp. JU1783
Lineage: Eukaryota; Metazoa; Nematoda; Chromadorea; Rhabditida; Rhabditidae
Source: the annotation of a GenBank genome assembly